Baudoinia panamericana UAMH 10762 is the source of this 1389-nucleotide messenger RNA. RefSeq lists its product as uncharacterized. The record is from RefSeq and is a predicted model, not a curated record. Gene Ontology annotation, biological process: transmembrane transport. The transcript has 2 exons. Bases 1 to 1389 code for a protein of 462 amino acids. Gene Ontology annotation, molecular function: transmembrane transporter activity. Lineage: Eukaryota; Fungi; Ascomycota; Dothideomycetes; Mycosphaerellales; Teratosphaeriaceae. Gene Ontology annotation, cellular component: fungal-type vacuole membrane.
AUGCUCGGACUGCGUAGACCCGACUCGCUCCAACCGAUACCGCCGCCACUGCCACCCAAGGAGCCUUUCCCAGCAUGGAGCGACUCCUCCACGGGCUCUCUGCCUGCGCCAGUCACGGCUCCUGCCGAAGUCGAUCCCUUGAACGGCCGCACGGCUUGGUUGCACUGCAUUGCCGGUGCGCUCAUAGUCUUCAAUUGCUGGGGCUUCGCGAACGCCUUUGGUCUGUUCCAGGCGUACUACCAAGCCUACUACCUCCCCAAAGGUACAAAUCCGAGCAGUAUCUCGUGGAUUGGCAGCACGCAACUUGCUCUAGUAUUCGGUCUUGGUGUGCCGGUGGGCAGACUGGUGGAUAAGGGCUACUUCCGCUGUGUCUUCUACGGCGGAAGCAUCAUCAUGAUUCUCGGCAUCUUUUGCACGGCACGGUGUAUGACGGUGUGGAGCCUAUGGCUUGUGCAAGGUCUCGUCACGGGCUUGGGUAUGGGCAUGGUGUUUUGCUCCGGCAUUGUGGCGCUGAUGACUUGGUUUGAUGAGCGCAAGCUCGGCAGCGCGAUGGGAGCGUGUGCGGCAGGGAGUUGCAUCGGCGGAAUUGUGUUCAUUGAGAUUGCCAAGCGGUUUCUGCUCAGCCGCGGCUUCCCGACAACAAUGCGCAUUCUCGGAGCAGUGGCUCUGGCAACAAUGAUCCCGUCCAACCUCGUCUUUCGCGUGCGCGGUCAGCAACAUCGGACCAAGACAACCAAAAGCCACAAUACGCGUGAUCGCUUCACUCUCCGCACCUUCGCCUCUCGCGCCUAUCUCCUCGCCGCAGCCGGCAUGUUCUUCGCCUUCCUUGGCGUCUACUUCGGCUUCGUCUACAUGGUCUCCUUCGCCGUCACCGAACUGCACCUCUCCGCCAAUGCUUCCAGCAAUCUACUCAUCUACAUGCUUGCCGCGAACCUGCCCGGCCGAUUCCUCCCCGCCUUAAUCUCGGACAGAUGUAUCGGUCCGCUCAACACGAUUAUCCCUAGCGUGUUCCUCAGUGCGGCGUGCAUCGGUCUUUGGAUCGGGAUAGGCGAAGGUGGGAACGUAAGGGGUGCGUUGACGGUGAUUGCGUGUUUCUAUGGAUUCGUGAGCGCGGGCGUGCAAGUACUGUAUGCGCCUACGAAGGAGGCAACACAACCUGCAUUGGAUCGUAUGGGUGUCAAGGCUGGUGGCAUAUUUACUUGCAUAGGGCUUGCGUGUCUGAUAGGCACGCCGAUUGGAGGUGUAUUGGUGAGCUACCGUGCUGACAGAGGGUUAUCAUACCCGUACAUCGGCGCGCAAGUGUUUGCCGCUUGCAGCUUACUGCUGGGUGGAUGCCUAUUGCUCGCAAGUCGAGUGGCGCGGGUAGGAUGGAGUGCUCGACGAGCAUAG